AUGAAGUUCACCAUUGCCGCUCUCACCGCCUUCGUCUCUCUCGUCUCCAGCGUCGCCCUCCCGAACGCCCUCCCAGAGGCCGAACCCGGCGUCUCAAUCGCAAGACGUACAGUCGGCGGUAUCUUCCUCUGCGACGACAUCAACUGGGGCGGCAACUGCGGAUACGCCGUGCAGCCCCUCUACACCUGCAUCAACAUGGGCACCGACUGGAACGACAAGAUCUCGUCCUUCGGCCCUGACUCUGGCACCACCUGCCUGCUCUUCCGCAACAGCGGCUGCAGCCAGGGACAGUUCUUUGAGAAGAUCAGCAACCCUGGAUCAGCCGACUUGAGGAACGAGGGUAUCAACGACCAGAUCUCCUCGUUCCAGUGCUACCCGUCCGGUGGUAACUCGGGGCUGAACUGCUACUACUGUGCGCCGUAUCAGUCGUAUUGCUCGAUUGUGGAUUGCUCUCAGUGCGCGACGGGAAGUGGCACUAUUGGCACCUGCUAUGUCAAUUAA
Messenger RNA from Morchella importuna, 501 nucleotides. RefSeq lists its product as uncharacterized. NCBI's taxonomy places the organism in Eukaryota, Fungi, Ascomycota, Pezizomycetes, Pezizales, Morchellaceae. The coding region runs from base 1 to 501 and encodes 166 amino acids. The transcript has 3 exons. The record is from RefSeq and is a predicted model, not a curated record.